AUGUCCAGCAAUAUCUACACAGCGCUUAUGGAAGCCGCUCGAAAGGGCGACAUGAUCGCCUUGCGUCAAAAUUUAAGACAGCAGGCCAGGUUGAAGGACAACUUGGGCGUUACUGCGCUGAUGUAUGCAGCACAGGCGGGACGCUAUGAAGCCGUUUCGCUCUUAGCUGAGUAUGAGGCUGGGAUGCAAGAUUGGCGUGGGAAGACUGCUCUUAUAACUGCUAUUCAGAACGGGCACGCAGAGGUUGCCCGCAUUCUGGUUCCCUACGAAACCGGACUGCGCGAUACGGAUGGCGCAACUGCUCUCAUGAGCGCCGCCAGUAUGGGGUUCAGUAGUCUCAUUCAGGAGCUCCUGGAGAAAGAGGUAAAAUGCGUAGACGACAACGGAAAGACGGCCCUCAUGUAUGCCGCUGAAUCAAACCAGGUUGAUGCCGUCAGGAUCCUUCUCAAGCACGAAGCAGGGAUUCGGGACUCUAGUGGUCAGACCGCAAUGAUGUACGCUACCGUCAGCGGCAAUAUAUCAGUCAUUGAGCUUCUUUUGGGCUAUGAAGCAGGGGUCUGCAAGGACAACGGCUGGUCCUGCCUUAUGACCGCGGCUAAGUUGGGCAAUUUUGAAGCUGCCGAGCUUCUGGCUCCAAAGGAGGCUUGCUUAGCAAAGCAGAACGGCAUGACAGCACUUAUGGUUGCCGCACAAUUCGACCACGAAGACAUAGUGCGUCUCUUAAUGGCUGCAGAGGGAAAUAUGGUUCGGAAAGACGGCCUGUCAGCAAGAAACAUUGCUUCUCAGUUUGGAAACCACGACGUUGCAGAUCUUCUCGCCAACUCCACCCACCUUUUUCUCCCGCCAAAUCCCUCUGUUUCAGCAAAGUCUUCCAGAAACGCUAACGGGCCCAGACCAGAAAAUGAUCCAAGCAAGGCCUUUACCUCCUCGACCCUCAUGCCUCCUCAGCGGCAUCAGUAUCCCCAUGCUCCGACAACACCAACUACCAGGGGCGUGACUAAGCGGGAAGGCCAUCAAGGACCCGGUGGAUAUAGCACGCCUGCAUUAAUAGAAAGCAACCAUAAUAACAGCAGUCAUCCCGAUGGCAACAAUUCAAAGCUUGUAGAAAGCUACAUUCUCUCUGAGGCCUCGCAGUUUGAUAACAUUACUUUGAACGCAACGCUAAUGGAUUCGGUUCACUCGGGCCACUCUGCUUCCAAUAAUUCUAAAAUACUAAAACUUAUAACAGAAAUAGAUUGUAAAGAUUGCGAGAUCGACGCAUUAAAAAAGCAGGUAACGCAGCUCCAAAACCAAUUGUCCCACAAAGCAGACGGACUAGUGGAUAUAAAAGCUGACUAUGUUUCUCAGGCUAGGCAGCUUCAGAAGAUGGCCGAGUACAUGCUCGAAUUUGCCAACGAAAUUGAGCCUGGCAUUAAUUAUAUGAACUCGGCUACUACGCAGAAGUCUGAUGCACUGAAAUAG
Molecule: messenger RNA, 1461 nt
Organism: Giardia duodenalis
Lineage: Eukaryota; Fornicata; Diplomonadida; Hexamitidae
Product: Ankyrin repeat protein 1
Exons: 1
Coding region: 1-1461 (486 amino acids)
Molecular function (GO): protein binding
Source: RefSeq, a predicted model, not a curated record